Paramecium tetraurelia is the source of this 1315-nucleotide messenger RNA. RefSeq lists its product as uncharacterized. Gene Ontology annotation, molecular function: protein binding. NCBI's taxonomy places the organism in Eukaryota, Ciliophora, Oligohymenophorea, Peniculida, Parameciidae. The record is from RefSeq and is a predicted model, not a curated record. The transcript is spliced from 6 exons.
AUGUCCAUUAAAAUGAAUCCAGAGGUACAAAAUGAAAUUGAAGCAGGUUUAUAAGAAGUUUACCAAUAGUUGGAAAUCUCCUACAAUCGAAUUAACGAUUUUAUUGGGAACGUUUUUGUCCCAAUAAAUUGCAUUUGCAGCACCAAUUUACCAUCUCCAAGUUUUAAUCAAAGUUUGAAUUUGUGUGUUCAAUAAAUUCCCUCGAGUACAAUCAAUUUGGAAAAUCAGUUGCUUUUGAAAAUAUCUCCAUUAGUAAAGGUUAUGGUUUCAAAAUAAGUCUAAAAAGUUGAAUAAACUUUGAACAAAACCUAAGUUAAGCUGACUCAAGAACUAUAGUAGAAAAUAAUUAAUUUCCAAGAAACAUAAUUAAAAUAUGAGGAGAUUAUUAAAAUAAAGGAUUAAGAGAUUGGACAAAUCAAAAAUUAGAUAAAGGAGUAGUAAAAAAUAGAGAUUCAGAUGAAUAAAAAUUCAAAAGAUGUAGAAUUUCUAAAAAAUCACCCAAGAGAUGUUUUGAAAAUUAAUUAAGGGGAUCAAUAGUUGAUAAAUGAUUUCAAGAUAAAGGAUUAAGAAUAAACAAAAUUAAUUUUAGAUCUAAGGAAUAAAAAUGAAAGACUAAUGAUUGAAUUGAAAGAAGUUGAGUAAUAAAAGGUUGAGUCUGAAAUUAAGUUAAGACAGAAACAAGAAGAACUAGAAAAGUGCUAAGAAUCGAAUGAGAAGAACGAGGAAAUAUUGAAAUAGUUAUAAUAAUAAAGUAUAGUGUAGGAAUGGUAAUUUUCACAAUCAUUGACAUUUUCAAAAACUUAUAAACAUAACAAUCUUUAGGUAACUUAAAAUGCAAAGGUUAUUGAAAAUGCUUAAGUUGGUUGGUGCUGCGCUAUAUGUGAUUAAAUGAUACCUAAGAAUGGAAUCAUCUAUUUUGCAAUUAAAAUAAUUGAAAAAGGAAGAAUAAUGAUAGGAAUUGGCUUUAGAGAUAUUGUGUAGAGCAAGGAGUAUUAUGAUUGUUAUUCUAUUGGAGGAGGAACAUACAAUAUAUGGGAUGAGGGGUAUUGUUAUAAUCACGAUUAACAAGAUAAAACUGAAGAGGUAGCAUUUUCAUACUCAAUAAAUGAUAUUAUAAUAGUGGAAGUGGAUAUAAACAAUAAAUAUAUAACGUGGAAAAAGUCAUCUACAAAUUAAUCGUUCGCUUUGACAAUUGACACAUCAAAAGAUUUAUAUCCUUGUGUACAUCUGAGUGGUCAAUCUAAAGUUGAAAUAUUAAAUUAAUUGCCACAAUGAUAGCAAAUGGAUAAUCAAUUUAUAAUAAUUAUUAGCAAAA